Zootermopsis nevadensis is the source of this 7402-nucleotide messenger RNA. The record is from RefSeq and is a predicted model, not a curated record. NCBI's taxonomy places the organism in Eukaryota, Metazoa, Arthropoda, Insecta, Blattodea, Termopsidae.
UUGUGCCACUACCUUUCAGUUUUAAUGUUGCCCAUGCUGGUAUUGAUAUGUGUCAGUAAUGUGGCCAGUUUUUCUGUGGUUACUGUAUACCGUGAAGAUUAUUGUUUGAGGACACAUUAUGUUGACUGAUAGGUGUUUAUAAUUUUAUAGUCGCGUUGUCAGUAUUUAAACGGUUUUGUAUUUUGAAUUAUGCCAGAAAAUAAUUACGGUGGUGACACCCAACCAACUGACGACUGUAUACUGUAUGAACUUCUAGUGUAUUCUGAAUGGAAGCAAGACUCUGAGUUACUGAAAUACUCUAGACCUGUUGACACUCAGUUUUCUGCUGGAAGUACACAUCAGAGUCCUGUAAAACACAUUUGGAAGUUUUUCAGCAACAAAGUUUCAGCACUUGAUGAAAUACAGAGACUUCUUCUGCGACAACUUCCAUGGCAUUUUGCAGUAGGUGAAGAAGGCAAGGUGGUGGCCAUAUUGCAGGACACAUUACUUGAAAUUCGAACAUCCAGAGAUGAGUACUCAUCUGUUAUUGGAAUGGCUUCCAUUGCAAAGGAUGCAAAUCCGCAAUUACGGAAGCUGGCAUGGAGUCCUGAUUGCAGCAUGCUUGCUGUUGCACAUAGUAAUGGUGUCGUGUCUUUCUAUGACCUUCUUGGCAGCAAUAUUUUCACUAUUUAUCCCCCAAAAUUUAAAGAAGAUAGUCACCCAGUGGAUAAAAUGAAUGCCCUGGUCUUUGUCAGCUUUCUUCAGUCCAGAAGGAAAAGUCCUAAAUGGGCUGCUGAAAUUAUUCUGGUAGACUAUCAGGGAAACCUAUAUUGCUAUUUGGUGUCUCCAACUGAUGGGUAUCAGCAGAGUCAUGUCUUCUCAUUUGCACAACAUUACCGGCAAGGGGUUCUCUCCGUUAGUUACCACCCGUCACAUAACAUGCUGUUUGUAGCUGGCCCAACGUCAGUGAAGAAUGCUGAUUCCUUAAAGGGUCAUGGCAGUAGUUUUGGUUUAUCAUCAUGGCGGCUUCUUAAUGAUUACCCAUACUACCAUCUGGCAUUGUCAACAGAUGAAGAGCAAGCAAUAUGGCAGGCCAAACAGAGUUGGCGGAACUGGGUUCCCUUACUAACAUCAAAUCCUGAACAGAAUGUGGUAUUCAAGAUGCAAGUUUCUCCAGCAGGCAGAUUCCUUGCUUGUCUUCACUCCUGUGGCAGUAUUUCAAUAUGGUACCUGCCAGCUAUCCGGUUGUACAAAUACUGGACCUUGCUGGAUCAGCCAGGUUAUAAUGUACAAAAUCCCCAGCAUUCCAAGCGAAGUUUCAGCCAUGACAGUGAUAACAGUAUCUUUCGACCAGUCGAUAUUAAUUGGUGGACCGACCAGGCUGUAAUUAUAGCUCGCUACUCAGGGGCUAUUAGUGUGUGCUCUGUGGCAAACCUGCGUAACCUUCUGGGUGAGUCACCGGAAUUCCUAGCAGGACCCCCACAAGUAUCGUCCCUGUGCAGUGAUCAUGGGUUCCUUGGAUUGGAAUGUGAGAUUACAUUUACCUCAAAGAAGUAUCCAUGGGAUGACAACAUCACACAGUCUGAAGUGGAGAGCAGCGAUGAUAAUGAUGAUGUUGAAGACAAUGAAGAUUCUUCAAUACUGAAUAGGAGCUCAGCAUUCAUCCAGUCAGCAGUGUACAUGGUGACAGAUAUGGAACGCUUCCAGCCUAAGAGGAAAAGGCCCAAAGUGUGCCAUCGGACCUACAGACUUUUGGGUCUGAAGAGCACGACUCCUGAAGAGCUGUAUGCCAGGAAGAUCGAUAAUGAGGAGUAUGGAGAAGCCCUGGCUUUAGCAAAAGCAUACAAUCUGGACUGUGAUCUUGUGUAUCAGCAACAGUGGAGAAAUAACAAAGUUUCAAUUGCAACAAUCCAUGAUUAUUUGAGUAAGGUGACUAAACGCUCCUGGGUGCUGAAGGAGUGUGUAGAGAGAGUGCCUGAAACAUUCGCUGCAGCCCGUGGGUUACUCCAGUUUGGUCUUCAAGGAACUGACGUUGAAACAUUCAUCUCUGUUGCUGAAGAUACAGAUAGGAGAAAUUUUGUUCAGCAGUUUCAAGAUGUGGUUGGUAAUUCUGAUGCCCUGAGCUCUGAUACAGAAGAAGAGACACUGCAGGAGAGAAACAGUUUUAUUCUGUCACAGGUAACAACAGAUAAAUUGACUGCUGAACAACAGGAGCUUUUGAGAUGCAGGCAGCAGCUGCUUAAGUAUUCUGACAGAUUAUAUACAUACGAGCUUAUUAUGGGAGGAUCUGACAUGGCUGAAGAAUUGUACAACUACACUUUCUAUGAUAAGUUCCGAACUAUAUCAGUGGUUACAUCUGCUGUGAAAUUUGCUCGUGAAGGAAACUGGAAAGGUGUAGAAAUCAUGUUUACAUACCACGGAGAUGCUCUUCUCUCACACUGGCUUCCCGUGCUGUCCAACUUUCCUGAGACAAUGAAUCCAUAUGAGUACAAGUCUUUGCUGCCUGAAUGUACUGCCAAUGGGAAUGUGUUUUAUUGGAAUCAGAUUCAGUUGCGAGAACAAGAUUGGUGCGAGGGAACAAACUUCCAGAAUGAACCUGAUGAUUGUGAUGCCAGCAUGAUAUAUGAAGAGGAUCAAGAUUUGAAGUAUUUUGCUUGCAGUGAGAAAGAGAUUACAGCUGAGAUUCUUACCGUAUGGUACAUAACCAGAGUGCAUCAGAUUGAAAGUCGAAGUUGCAUUAUUGACCAUGCUCUCACACUCAUUAAGCUUGCUCGAGAGAGACAUAUCAUGGGCUUGGAUCAUCUGUACCAUGAACUCCUGACUCUGGAUACAUUGGUGUAUGAAGUUCAUCUGGAGGAUUUCAGACUGUCUGACUUGCAGAAACUGUCAGACCUUGAUACAUGCAAACUUCUAAUGUCUAAGACAGUGGAAACAACAUUCAUUGAUGACCUAAAACAUUUGUUACUGCCAUUUUUACUGCGCUGUGAGAAGGAAGCUGCAGGAAGUAGAAGGCAGUUACUUCUUGACUACCUGAUAUUUCUUAGCUCCCAGGACUUGUCAUUACCCCAUAAACUGUUUGAACACCUGCAUAAUGAGCAUUCAUUUUCAUUGGUGCCAUCAAUGGAAGAAAAAAUAUCACUUGCUUUACACUGCCUCUAUGCGUACCCUGAAGCUGAUCAACUUAGCAAAGCAUUUCACAUUCUGGAAUGCGUACCAGAGAGAGGAUUUAGUUUGCAGAAUUCUACUCUGGCUGCCUUACACGACAAGCUCGAUGAUCUCAGAUGUGAUCUUCAUGUUGCAGAAAUCUUGCAUCACAAUUCAAUAUCUAAACCUUUGUCAUUAGUUGCCAGAACUGUUGCCAAAAAGAUUCCACCACCAACUGAAAUGGACUGGAAGAAACUUCUUGCUGAUAUGUUAGAUCUGCAGGCGAACUGUUUCACAACUGUUGAUAUUGAAGUUUGCUUUCAGAUCUAUAUAGCAACUCUAUUGGCUUCAGGCAGUAAUAAGAACAUAAAAGGAGCUGGAAAGUUUUUGCAAAGCCAUAAGACUAAGUGGACAGAUAAGAAUGUGUCUUAUCAACAGAGUGUGCAGCUAGUAAUGCAGGCAGCUUUGGAAUAUUUUGACUCGUCCAGCGGUGCAUCUGAUCCUGCUCUAUACCUUGCCGAGACGUGCCUGAACCUCAUCACUGAUAAAAAUGAAGAAAUUAAUGAACAGUUGGAUCUCAUUGCUGCACUGCAACUUCUGAGUGAUUUUGAGAUGAACAUGCUGCCUCUUCAAGUGAGGUUAUGUACUGAGCGACUAAGACUGGUACAGUUGUGUAUCGAUAACGAACCCACAGCUUAUCGCAAGACACAGAGACUGCUUCAGCUUGCACAUGACCUUCGCGUGUGUGGAAAUGAUAAAUGGCAACGAGAGGGCAAAGUUCUGGUCCUUAUAGCAGAGGCUGCUUUAAAAGUGCACGACUACCAGUUCUGUGCAGAGAUAUGCCAACAGCUGGUGUCAAAUAGCCAUAUCAUUGGCUGGCAGGUUGCACAGGAGUUAGGCCAGUGCCAGGAGUUUGACAACCUUCAGCUACGCUCUGACCUUCUUGCAUUUGCUCUGCUGUACUGCACUGUGGAUGUGAUAGAGAUUCUUGUCAAGACCAGGUCUUUGCUGCAGGCAGAACUCCUGCAAGGUAUGAUCUACAAUAAAAUGAAACAUGACCCUGCUACUGCAGAGGAAGAAGAGUUCUCGGAUGCUCUGACAUCGCCCCUUUCUCCGAGUCGGGAGUUUCCUGGUCCGAUGCGUGUAGUAGAAGACUUGACAGAAAUUACCAAAAAAGCGACAUAUGGACUUCUGAAAAAUAUAGGCAACAACAACUUCUGGAAAACUUCAUUUAGUUGGAUGCAGAGAAACAUGUCAGAUGUUGAAAUAACGGAGAGUAAUCGGCUCAUCACGUCACAAGGCUUUCCGGCAUUCUAUUCUUCACUGGCACCUGAAUGCCACAUGAGCUCGUUCUGCACAAAAUAUGAUAGGUUUUCAGAACCAGACGUUUCCAACCCAAUUGUGCAGCUCGGUCAGGCGUUGCUUCGGACCAUUCUGCUCCAGGGCACAGCCUCAGAAGGGACUUUCAGUGAUUGCACUAAAGUUUUGUUACAACUUUCUGAGCAGUUUCUUGCUGAAGACAGCUGUUUGGGACUUGGACAUCUGUUUCAUCUGGAUGAUUUGACAUUAUCUGACUCCUGUUUCAAGAACGUACCAUGUACUUCCAUAGUGUUGCAGCUGGCCAUGUAUUACUAUGCUAUUCAAGGCUACAAACAAUUACAAAAUCUCACAGCAGAAGACAGAAACAGAGAAGAAGAUGUUUACCUUUAUGCUCCAAAUGAGUUAGUGGAGCAUGUGGCUGGACUGGCAUCAAAACACGAGAUGCUAGACGUGUGGGCUCAGUUACUUGUGAAAUACAGGAGCUUGCUGGUGGACUUCCAACAGGGGCAACAGUUACAGAGUUUGGGAUGUGGUGUUGACCUGCAGCGCUUCACUCAUGAUAUGCCAUAUCAGCAGGACUCGAUCAUAGGCCUGGCCAUGACUGUUGAUACUGAAAAGUUCUUCUUUGCUGUGAGGCUUGGAUCCCGGCAUGGUGUUCCCCUAAGAGAGAUUGUAGCAAGACAUCUAACGUCAUUGUUACUAAACAGUGACAGGAUUGCGCUGUCAGAGCUGACAGCGCACCUCGCUAACCCACAGUUGAAAGAACUUCUCAGGACCUCUCCAUAUUUUGUGUGUGACAGGUUGGUGCAGUAUGCAUACCCAAGCAUAGAGGGAACGGACCAUCAAAUGCUUUUGUUGUACUAUACAGUGUUGCAGUCUAUUGCAGAAGAUUAUACCACAUACAGCUUAACACCUAAAGAACACAUGAAAUUGCUGCGGAAAGUCAAAGCGGCGUCGUCUGACAUAGAUUACAAAAAGAUGGUGGAUCCAUCUAACAACAUCAUAGAAGUUUUUCUACCUGCAUUGGAAAGGAAUAAUAUAGGACUAAUUUCCAAACUGCUGAAGAGUAUGCCAACAUCGAUCAAGUGGUCGAUUCAAACAGGAGAACUGUAUUCAGCUUGGGCACAGAAGGAAUUCUUCAAGAUUCCAAUCACCAGUGAUCUUGUGCUAACCAAACAGUGGCUUCAACAAUAUGAAGUCUGCAGUGCAUAUUUCAACAAAAUGGCAGCAGCAGAUAUUCUCAGUUUUGUUAAGGGGACAUGCUUCACUGAACGUGGUGUGGAUGCGAUUUCCUUAGAAUGCAGAACAGCCAUUGUUACUCAAGCCAAGGAAUAUUGCCAGCUGAAGAUAACUAAUCAACUGAAAGACGAAGAAGAUGAAUGGAAUGAGGCAGUAAAAACUUUGAAUCAAUGGUUGGCUCAUCUGGAAAUUAUAAACUCUAUGGAAGCUUUAGAAUUUUGCAGAAGUUCAAAGCAACAAGGCCAGCAUCUCUUCAGGUUGUUUGAUCUGUCAAUGGGAGAACCUAGCCAUAUCAAACAACUCCUGCCAUUGGCUGUGACAAGUGACAUACCACUGGAUUCUCUGAAAAUCUUUAUCUCACUCUUACCAACACCUGAAAAAAGAUUAGAGCAUUACCUUGGUAAUUUGCUGAGGGAAGCUAUUGACAAAAUCAGGUGUGGAAGUGAACCUCAGGGAUCUGAGUUGCUGUCUGCAGUCUUGCGAAGGAUGCACGAAAAUUCACAGUAUGACACCGGCGUAGUGCCACAGGAAAUUGAAGCAUUAUGUGGGGACACAAGUCUGAUCCCAGAAAUAAGACUUCAGGCAUUAGAAUUGCUGCAGAGCAUGAAGCCACGUGAGUCAAGAAGCGAUGCGAUGCUGUAUCACCAUACUCAGGCGACUGUUGCCUUGUUGUGGCCACAUUCACCCGUUGAUUUUCAAGAGUCAGACCUUGAAACUCCGGGGUCUUGCGCACGUCUGUUCGGCACAUUCUUGAAAAAUGCGCACACAUGGCAACAAAUAAUGAUCCUCAAGGAGCUCUUGAACAAGUUGCCGCAGUUCCUGGACUCUGAUUUCAGUGGUGAGACAUCAGCAAAUCCUUGGAUACAGCUCAUACACAAAAUGUUGAUUUCUGAAGACAGAAAUGUAGAUGAGAUGGAAAGUGUACUCGAAGAUAUCUUUCAACAUAAUAGCUUCUCACCAGUUCACAUUCAGCAGCUGGUCUCUGCGACCGAAGAAUCCACAAAUCUCUCGUUUCUGCUGUUGAUCUGUCUGCUGUCAGACCACCCAUCUAUGCACACCACAGCAACAAGUCUCAUAAAGAAACAUCUGCAUGUGGACAGUCCCAGAUUAAGUGGUCGGCUGCUGUCUCUUCUGCUUCAGAAGGGCCUGACUCCUGCCCUGAUUGCAACUCCUGCAUACCCUCAGAUGAUCGAGCAUAUGGUGUUACGAGGCGCCGAUGAUCUGCCAUCAUGGAACACUGUAGCCAAUCAGCUUGUGGCUGCUGGCAAUGUAGCUGAAGCAGGAACUACACUUUUGCUUCACAUGGGUGUGUCACCUGCUCUGGCUGUGUUCUCAUCUGCUCUAACACUUGCCAAAUCAACAUUCCCUGAAGAAUAAGGUCUACAGAAAGGGCACAAAACUUCCAGAGAGGGGUCCCUCCGGAACAAGCACUGCACUGUCAGAUCCUGCCAGCUCUACUAACCUAUGGUAGAGCGGCAGACCCAACUGUAAUCCAGGGUCGUCCGUUGAAGCAAUACACACGACACUUAAUUUACCAGGGAAGGAAAACGGUAAUGGGAAAGGAGACGCGGGGUCUCGUUGGGCUAAUGUGCUCAGUGAAUGCUUGAGUGACAUGGGGCCUACUCCAGGACUUCCAUCUGUAACCAGUACCACCUGAAACAAUGACAUUUUGAAUUACAAACAAACAAUAAACUACUGUGUAAGAUUUGAGGUUUUCACA